Messenger RNA from Loxodonta africana (African savanna elephant), 948 nucleotides. RefSeq names its product leucine rich repeat containing 52 (gene LRRC52). Gene Ontology annotation, cellular component: extracellular matrix. The transcript is spliced from 2 exons. The record is from RefSeq and is a predicted model, not a curated record. NCBI's taxonomy places the organism in Eukaryota, Metazoa, Chordata, Mammalia, Proboscidea, Elephantidae. Bases 1 to 948 code for a protein of 315 amino acids. Gene Ontology annotation, molecular function: protein binding.
AUGUCCCUUACUUCAGCCCCUGGGCCCGGGUGGUUACUCUUUUCCUUUGGAAUGGGGCUGGUGUCAGGGUCAAAGUGCCCACAUACUUGUCUCUGUCAAACCCCAGAAGUGAUUUGCACAGGAAAGCAGUUAGCCGCAUACCCCCCUGACAUACCCCUGAACACUCGGAGGCUGUACCUGGACAACAACAGAAUCACCUAUUUGCCAGCCAUGAAUCUAGGGCUCCUCAGUGACCUUGUUUACUUGGACUGUCAGAACAACCUGAUUCGUGAGGUGAUGGAUUAUACCUUCGUCGGGGUCUUCAAACUCAUCUACCUUGAUCUCAGCUCCAACAACCUAACCUUGAUCUCCCCAUACAGUUUCUCCGUGCUCAGCAACCUGGUGCAGCUGAACAUCUCCAACAACCCUCACCUGUCGUCUCUUCACAAGUACACCUUUGCCAACACCAGCUCUUUAAGGUACCUGGACCUCAGAAAUACCGGCUUGCAGAUCUUGGACCAUGCUGCCUUCCAUCACCUGAUAACACUAAAGACCCUGUAUCUGAGUGGAAAUCCCUGGAAUUGCAACUGCUCUCUCCUGGACUUCAGCAUCUACUUAAUAGUGUCCCAUCUGGACCAACCAGAUUACCAAAACGCCACCUGCGUGGAGCCUGCCGAGCUGGUGGGGUGGCCCAUCGCUGGGGUGGGGAACCCACUCCGGUAUAUGUGCAUCACGCACCUGGAGCGCCAAGACUACAUCUUCCUGUUGCUGAUCGGCUUCUGCAUCUUCGCUGCGGGCACGGUGGCCGCCUGGCUCACGGGCAUGUGCGCUGUGCUCUACCAGAGCGCCCGCCGCAAGUCGGACGAGGACGAGGCCGAGGACGAGCUCGGCCAAAGGCUGAAUGUCGACAGGCCCAUUUUUCAAAACAGGAAUGAGUCGGCCCACGACGGGUUCCCUCAGCUGAUUUAG